Messenger RNA from Sebastes umbrosus (honeycomb rockfish), 1827 nucleotides. Its product is annotated as major histocompatibility complex class I-related gene protein-like. The transcript has 8 exons. The coding region runs from base 111 to 1169 and encodes 352 amino acids. Gene Ontology annotation, biological process: immune response. Gene Ontology annotation, cellular component: external side of plasma membrane. The record is from RefSeq and is a predicted model, not a curated record. NCBI's taxonomy places the organism in Eukaryota, Metazoa, Chordata, Actinopteri, Perciformes, Sebastidae.
GGUCAGAAUGAAGCUGCUGCGCAUGUUGGAAGGAACCAGAAGCAGACGGAGAAGGAGAGGAGUAACAUCGUGGUGAAUUUCUCUUCUCGGUGUUUCUUUAUGUGAACAAAAUGAGGAAAGUUAUUUUCCUGCUGUGCCUCUGCCACGCUGCAUCCGCAGUGACUCACUCUCUGAAGUAUUUCCUCACUGGAUCUACUGGAGUCCCAAACUUCCCAGAGUUUGUGAUUGUUGGGUUGGUUGAUGAAGUUCAGAUUAUUCACUAUGACAGUAACACCAGGAGAGAUGUACCCAAACAGGAAUGGAUGAACAACGUCACAGAAGAUUAUCCUCAGUUUUGGGACUGGGAAACUGAGCUCUCUAAGUUUUACCAGCAGCUCUUCAAAGUCAGCAUUGAAGAUGUAAAGCAGCGCUUGAACCAAACUGGAGAUGUCCACAUUUUCCAGAAGAUGGUUGGCUGUGAAUGGGACGAUGAGAUUGAGGAGGUUAAAGGUUAUGAACAGUAUGGUUAUGAUGGAGAAGACUUCAUAUCAUUUGACCUGGAGACAGAGACAUGGGUCGCUCCAAAACAACAGGCUGUCAUCACCAAACACAAGUGGGAUAAAGACAAAGCUUGGAUAGCACGGCUAAAACACUUCCUCACCCAGCGUUGUCCUGAUUAUCUGAAGAAUUUUGUCAACUAUGGGAGGAGCGUUCUGCUGAGAACAGAGCUUCCCUCAGUGUCUCUCCUCCAGAAGACUCCCUCCUCUCCAGUCAGCUGCCACGCUACAGGUUUCUACCCUGACAUAGCCGCACUGUUCUGGAGGAAAGAUGGAGAGGAUCUUCAUGAGGACGUGGACCUCGGAGAGAUCCUCCCCAACCACGAUGGAACCUUCCAGAUGAGUGUUGACGUGAAACUUUCAUCAGCUGAAGACUGGAGGAGGUACGACUGUGUGUUUCAGCUCUCUGGUGUGAAGGACGACCUCGUCACCAGACUGGACAAAGCAGUGAUCAGGACCAACGAAGAGAAGCCCACUGACAUGACCGUCCCCAUCAUCGCUGCAGUGGUUGUUCUUGCUCUCGUCCUCAUCGCUGUGAUUGGAGUCGUCAUUUAUAAAAAGAAGAACGCACGAUGCCCUCCAUCUCCUGUAAACAACGCUGAGGUCUUGGAGGAACUGAAUCCAGGAUCCUAAAUGAUGAACACACCAGCCUGCACACAGUUUAUGGAUACAUUCUGCACUGGAUCAAGGAGCGGUGCCACAUUCUCCUCCCUAAACUGGGAAUUCAUUGGUUAUUCUUCAUUCAUAUCAUAAACUGGGGGAAUCAGGGUUGGGAAUUUAUUUGUAGAUGCUCAUUGAUUGGAAUACAAAGAAAUUAGAAAAACAAAUACAAAUAUAACAUAAAUGGUGACAUUAAAUUAUUUGGAUCAUUUAGUUAAAAAAAAGUGUAAUUUCCUCUGAUAAAAUAUUUGUUUAAAUGUUGGUAAAUCAAAUGAGGAUGAUUAUUUUUGGAGAGAAGUAAAACAAUGAAAGCAUCACAGAACUCUUCAUACAUAACAAAGACUCAACAAUAAAUCCACCAUAGUUACAGUUUGAUGCUUCUGCUGUUGGGGUUUUCUGCUUAGUGGUAACACAAACGUUAAUUUACACAUGUAGACACCAUAGAAAUGUUUCUAUGAUAGACACACACACACAUCCACGUACACUCGGGUCUGUCAAUAUGAUGAUAUAUACCUUGAGAUAACAGAUAGUCAAUACUCCUAAUCAAUCAGCAGCAUCCAGUGAUGAUCCCCUAUGCACACACACACACACACACACACACACACACACACACACACACACACACACACAA